Messenger RNA from Drosophila ananassae, 1679 nucleotides. RefSeq names its product innexin inx6. NCBI's taxonomy places the organism in Eukaryota, Metazoa, Arthropoda, Insecta, Diptera, Drosophilidae. Gene Ontology annotation, cellular component: gap junction; plasma membrane. Gene Ontology annotation, biological process: phototransduction. The transcript has 2 exons. The record is from RefSeq and is a predicted model, not a curated record. The coding region runs from base 201 to 1613 and encodes 470 amino acids. Gene Ontology annotation, molecular function: gap junction channel activity.
CUUUCACUCAAGUGACAACCAUGGCUUAGUCUCUCUGUCAAAACUGACACUUGUAUUUCUACAAAGCAAGAAAAAACAGAAAGUAAGCCGAAGAAACUGAACAUCCAGAAGUAAGUGACUUUGCUUACAAAGAAACCUGAAGAUCUGAAAGUGUGGACGUCGCGGCUUAUCCUCUAGACGUUCUAAGAGUAUUUUGAACCAUGUACGCCGCCGUAAAGCCCCUCUCCAAGUACCUUCGCCUGAAGACUGUGCGCAUCUACGACCCCAUUUUCACCCUCCACUCCAAGUGCACCAUCGUCAUACUCUUGACUUGCACCUUCCUGUUGUCAGCCAAGCAAUAUUUCGGAGAACCGAUCCUCUGCAUCAGCUCUGAAAAGCACAUAGAGUACGUGCAGUCUUACUGCUGGACCAUGGGCACCUAUAUCCUGCCCACGGAUGCGGAUGCCGACAGUAGCGGCACUUGGGACAUAUCCUCCUAUUCCCACGCCACCGCCGAGGCCUUCAACCUGACCAGCCUCCGGGCUCUGGUGGCCAACAAUGAGCAGUAUGCCCGGGUGAUAUCCAUUGCCGAGGGCGUUGGCCCCGAGACCAGAGGCGUCACCAAGCGGAUGUACCUUCGCUACUACCAGUGGGUCUUCAUGAUCCUCCUCUUCCAAUCCCUAUUGUUCUACUUUCCAUCGUAUUUGUGGAAAGUCUGGGAAGGUCAAAGGAUGGAGCAGCUGUGCUGCGAGGUGGGCGACGCCCUCAUCCUGGAGGACACCUACCGCACGAGGCUCCAGAUGCUGACCAAGUAUUUCCGGGCCCCGUUUUCUCCGAUACAUUGCUGCUAUUCGCUUAAGUAUGCCUUCUGUGAGCUCCUCAAUUUGCUAAUCAGUAUCCUCAACUUCUGGUUAAUGGAUGUGGUUUUCAAUGGCUUCUGGCGGAAGUACAUCCACGCUUUGGCUGCCAUACCAGUUUACGACUGGAACCUGUGGAAUCUGAUGACAUCCCGGGUUUUUCCCAAAGUGGCCAAGUGUGAAAUGUUCAUUUACGGACCGAGUGGCACUCCGAACGUUCUCGACAUCCUGUGUGUCCUGCCAUUGAAUAUUCUGAACGAGAAAAUAUUCGCCGUACUGUACAUUUGGUUUCUGUUUAUUGCCAUGUUGGCUGGAAUUAAUAUUGUUUAUCGUUUGGUUUUGUUCUGUUGCUCCGAACUGCGGCUGCAGUUGCUCCGGACACAUUUGAGGGGCAUGCCCAAGUCGCAUGUGCGUGAGGUCCUUUCCAGCGCAGGCUACGGCGACUGGUUCGUCCUUAUGUGCGUCAGCAUCAACGUGAAUCCCUCGCUGUUCAGGGAGCUCCUGGAACAGCUCUACACCGAGCACAAGCAGUCCCGCUCCCUGGAACGCCGCCCGGCGAACCCCCCACCCAACUCCCAGGCCAAGGCGGAGCGGACUCCCAGCAAUAAUCGCAGCACCAUCGGCAACGAUCCCCUGGCCAACGACCAUCAUUCCAUCGGAACGGUCAGCAAUCGACUUCAGGAGGGGCUCCUGCCCACGGCUCCGACCCUGAACCUGAUGGCUCCCAACGACGAGAUCAUCAGUAUGGAUCGAUUCUUCCACGAGAGUGAGGCCUAAGCCCGGCUCACUUCUUUUGGGUUGUUUCAUAUUUGUUUUUUAAAUAUUUUUUUAAUAAAUGAAGUU